AUGAAUAGUUAUAUUAAUACCGGAACAUUUUCCGAUAAGAACGAAGUUGGCCUUCUCGACAUUUUUAUUGCUGCUGAUGAAAUGGAAUUAUUGGAAAUUAAACAACAAGUUGAAAAUUGCUUACUAGGAUUUAAAACAGCUUGGAGAUUUCCAAAAGACUUUAUUACAAUAUUUCGUCCAUCCACUUUAUUAAUCGGCCAAAGACCAAAUAGCAUACUUUGUGCUCCGGAUUAG
Messenger RNA from Dentiscutata erythropus, 234 nucleotides. The record is from the annotation of a GenBank genome assembly. Lineage: Eukaryota; Fungi; Glomeromycota; Glomeromycetes; Diversisporales; Gigasporaceae.